AUGGGCACCAAGAAGUGUGGCUCAAAAAGCAAAACAGAAGGAACCGGGAUGAGCAGCAGCGCAGAAGAAGACAGUGACUCCAGCGGUACCAAGAAGAUGCUGAAAUGCGUCGUGGUCGGGGACGGCGCCGUGGGCAAGACGUGUUUGCUCAUGAGUUACGCCAACGAUGCUUUCCCGGAAGAGUACGUGCCCACCGUUUUUGACCACUAUGCAGUAACUGUGACGGUCGGAGGCAAGCAACACUUGCUGGGACUGUACGACACUGCUGGGCAGGAGGACUACAAUCAGCUACGACCCCUCUCCUACGCCAACACGGACGUGUUCUUAAUCUGCUUCUCUGUUGUAAACUCCGCCUCGUACCACAACGUCCAGGAAGAAUGGGUGCCGGAACUGAAAGUCUGCAUGCCGCAUGUGCCUUACGUCCUGAUAGGAACGCAGAUUGACCUACGAGACGAUCCCAAAACCUUGACCCGAUUAUUCUACAUGAAGGAGAAACCCCUGACUUACGAACAUGGCAUCAAACUGGCAAAAGAGAUCGGGGCCCAGUGCUACUUGGAGUGUUCAGCUUUGACGCAGAAGGGCCUGAAGGCUGUCUUUGAUGAAGCGAUCCUCACGAUCUUCAGCCCCAAGAAAAAGAAGCCACACUGUGCCGAAUGCUGCAGCUCCUGUAGGGUCCUAUGAU
This is a messenger RNA of Euleptes europaea (tarantolino), 682 nucleotides long. It is a transcript of the gene RHOJ, whose product is annotated as ras homolog family member J. The transcript is spliced from 5 exons. The record is from RefSeq and is a predicted model, not a curated record. Bases 1 to 681 code for a protein of 226 amino acids. Gene Ontology annotation, molecular function: GTP binding; GTPase activity. NCBI's taxonomy places the organism in Eukaryota, Metazoa, Chordata, Lepidosauria, Squamata, Sphaerodactylidae. Gene Ontology annotation, biological process: small GTPase-mediated signal transduction.